Vitrella brassicaformis is the source of this 4738-nucleotide messenger RNA. NCBI's taxonomy places the organism in Eukaryota, Vitrellaceae. The record is from the annotation of a GenBank genome assembly.
UACAACUGAUCGUCGUUGAACUAUGUCUACACACACAUGUAAACUGGCUCUCAUCUGUGCCUGUAGGCAGAUUAUCCGUCUGGCUCACAUUAUCUGUAUGUCUUUCUGUCUGACAGUGUCUGUGCGGACACUCCACAUCGCGCCGAUCACACACACACACACACACACGCACACACAGGGCUCACAUGGCGCAUGACUAAAGGCAGAAAUGGCAUGCAGCCUUCAAUCAAUCUGACCUCUCCUCCACACAAAGGACCUCCAAAUCGUCGGCCAUAAAGUCCUUACUGCCCCCAAACACAGCUUUGCCAUGCAUAUCUCUCGGCCCCACAUAGCCCUCAGGUACAUCAUACCUGCCGACGAACUGACGGCAGCUGUACAUGUCAGCCGCAGCACCACAUCCCAGCCACAACCUCGCACCGAUCCACAGCUUCGCUCGCCCAUAAACUGUCCCCUCCCGCCCGGCCACCCGCACUCUCCGCCCGCCUAUCAUCUUGGUCGGUUGUUUAAAGUGGCCACUCAACGAGAAAUGCCACACAUCGCAGUCGUAGAUGUUCUCGCCUGUUGGGUCGUCUGGCGGCUUGAUGCGGCCGCUCACGUAGGCGCCGAACACGUAGGCAUUUUUCUUGACAACAAACACCAGCUCGCUCUCAUCGCCCACACAACCGAGGAACUUGCCAUACGACGGCCCAUCGCGAGUCGCCCUGUAAAGACGACGAGAGAGAGGCCCAUGCAGAUGAGCAUGAGUCCAGGACAAGCGCACCUGUAGAUGAGCUUCAGUCUCCUUCCACUUGCCUCUCCAAGGAAGUGAUAGAGUGCCGCAGACGUGAGGGCAUCGAAAGUUGCGCCCUGGAUCAUCUGCAAUGACAGCAGACCACCAAUGCCGCUCUCUCUCUCACUGAUAUGUGUAUGACCUUAAGUGAGAGUAGUGACCGGUAUUGGACACCAAUGACUUCCAAUUCAUCGGCCAUAAAGCCCUUACUGCCCCCAAACACAGCAUAGCCAUUCUCAUCCCUCACCCCCACAUAGCCCUCAGGCAGGCAGGCAUGUCCGUCAGGGAUGAAGUGACAGCAGCUGAGCAUAUCAGCAGCGGCGCCACCCUCACAGCCCAAACCCAGGCCAGCACCACCACCGAACAGGCCCCCGAUCCACAGCUUCACCCCACCCCACACUGUGCUCUCCCGCCCAAUGAUUUUGAUGGAAUGCCGGCCUUCCAUCAUCUUGGUCGGCUGUUUGAAGUGGCCACUUAAGGAGAAAUGCCACACAUCGCAGCUGUAAAACCACGCCUCCGUCUCAUCGUCACUGUGAUGUGGGAUUGCGCCGCUCAUGUAGGCGCCGAACACGUAGGCAUUUUUCUUGAGAACAAACACCAGCUCGCUCUCAUCGCCCACACAACCGAGGAACUUGCCAUACGACGGCCCAUCGCGAGUCGCCCUAACACGACGAGAGAAAGCGUUAAGGCACAUACUGUUGGGCCUGUGUAUCGCACCUGUAGAGCAGAGUGAAUUCACAUUCGUCCGCCAUGGAAGGCACGAGGGAGUGGAGGGCCGCAAACUCGGCCUCACUGUGGCCGCUGCCAACGAUCAUCUGCAUGACAGCGAGAGGUGAAAGCAAUCAAGGUGAUGUGACCACAUGGGCAUUCUCACUCGCAAUACACGCCCGUCGUCCCCGUAUGUCUUCCUACGAGACCACACCUGCACACAUCACACAACAAUGCCAUACCGUCUGUCUACGUGGGUUUGUUCCAUUGCAGUUGACUCACGAUACGCGGCGGCACCUCUCGGUGGUCGCGUGUGGGCGUCUUUUGGACCUCAUACGACACACUGAUCACGUCACCAUCAUCCUGAAGGCAGAAUGCAUGUGUGCAGCAAGGGAAUUGUUGCUCUGUGCAUCUCUCUCACCUCUUGUAUGUCACUCAGGCGAUCGUCGGCAGUGACGCUGAAUGCAGGGUCAACACAUGAGCCAGACCACACCUGCACACAUCACACAACAAUGCCAUCCCGUCUCUCUACGUGCGUUUGUUCCAUUGCAGUUGACUCACGCCAGACGGCGGCACCUCUCGGUGGCCGCGACUGGACGUCUUUUGGAUCUGGACCGGUGGCCCCCUUGGCAGCUGUUUGUCCGACACCGACGGUGGAAGCUGAAUGAAGUACGGUGCUCGUUCGCCAACAGAUAAGUGAGCCUUCUUCGCUUUCUUACGGGCGUGACGUUUGUUUGCUGUGAUGGCUGCGAUUGUGCGUCAAACGGUUGACCACUACCAGCAGCAGCAGCAUCGGUGGUCUGCAGAACACGGGAAAUACGCAGGGGCCUCUCUCGCUGCCAUGGUGUCAGACCGCUUCUCUCACCAUAGCGUCAGGACCGCGACUAAUGUUCUCAUGUGCUUCUCGCACCGCAGCUGACUCGCCAACCAUUUGCUCCUGCAGACAGCAGAGAAAAGACGUGCACUAAUUGCGUGCAUCGUCUGACGUCAGACGUUGUUUUGCUUCCUACAUGCUGGUCGCUGAGUCGGUCGCUUUUUGAUGACGGUGGUGCAGCAGCAGGCUCGGCGCCCUGAGACGAGAAACACAUUUGCUAAAAGUGCAUGUGGAUGUGUGGUGCGUACGUGUCUGCUCAGUCCAUUCGUGAGCUCCUCUUGUAGUGGCUGGUCAGAGAUGGGAGCAGGCAGGGGGUGUGGGUGGGGCGGAUGCCACGGGGGAUGGGAAGACGCUGCGGCCGCAGCCGGUACAGGCGCCUCUUUUCGGGGCUGCAACAAGCACCAGAUGGGAAGUGCUUUGAGUACCUGAUUUCUCUCUCACCUGAAUGUCAUCCGAUGUGUCAGCUUCCGGAUCGGGCAUACUUUCCCACCACUUCUGAAGCGCCUUGGCCUCUUCCUCACGUGUCAUCUGUACACAAAAACAUACGAUGCUCACGGCGCUCGGUGAUCCGAUGGACAUGCACUCUUUUCUUUGCCGACCGGCAUUCCAUCGGUGGGUGGAACAGCAGCUGCAGCGGGAUCGGCAGCGCGUGACUCAGAAGGCGGCAGAGAACUCUGGUUAAGCACGCAUGAAUUAAUGAAUGGCGAGUGUCUCACCGCUUCAUGCCUACAGUGGUCUCUCGAUUCACCUGGUGGUUGUCUGACGUGGCACUCUCCGUAUGCUCUGCAGCCUGCACGCAGAGAGAGAAGCUGUCUCUGCGGUAGCCCUCCCUGCAUGAGUGAGGUGAUGCACAAACCUGUCGGCUAUCGACUCUUGAAUUUGUCAGACUUGGCGGACGCUCGUCGUGGGAUGCCCUUGCCGGAGGUGAGAUGGCUGCAGCAGCAGCAGCAGCUGGUACAGCACCAACUGCACCAGCCGCCGCGGGAAGGGUCUGACGAUUCAGGAAAGCACGGAUCGAUCAUUUACAAAUCCCCUAUGUCGUUGCUCUUUCCCCCACCCGCUCAUAUCUGUUCUUGACGCCACCCGGUAAACCUACGUCUGCGGAACCAGCAGCAGCAGGGGCGGGGGCGCGGGUGGCUUGUGGGACGGCUGGCUGUGGCUGUGCCUGUGGCGGGACGGUCAUGGGUGGUGCCAUUGAAAGGGCAUGAGUGGGGGGAAGCCGAACGGCAUCCCUGGCGCAGGGAACAUCCCCGGACCGAUCGGAGGCACUGGGAAGCCUGCAACAACCACACACACAGACCACUCACACAGACACGAUGCACACACACCGCCCGCCCUUGCUUGUUCUCUCACCUGGUCGAGGGACCACGUUGGCCAGCCCAGCCAUGCCCAUCCUCGGACGGAUCUGCUCCGCCCCCCGCGCGGCCGCAGCAGCCGUCGCCUCGGCCACCUUCGCGUCCUCCGAUGACGGAGGACGAGGCUGUCUCGGCCCAAAUGCUGUAACCACACAGCACAACAUCAACCCCUCUCUCAAUGCCAGGCGCUGCUCUUUAUUUCUUACUCAAUGCAUGGCCGGAAGCAGGGGUGGGAGGCACAGGUUGGUCUGGAGCGUUAGAGUGCUGAAGAAAGCCACAGAUCCUUUCUUAUCGAACAACAAAGCAAUAAUCUGAUCUUGCCCGACCUGAUCAGAUGCAUCGUCCUUAUCAUCCUUGCGACACCGGUGUCUGCUCCAUUCACCCGCGUCGAAAUAAUUUUUUUGCGCAACGGCGGCACCGGUCGCGCUGCUUCUCUGUCGUGCUGUUGUACUCCCAGGUGAUGACGAAGGUCGACCCGUUUUUCAGGUCGACGAUAGCGUGAGGUUCUCACGAUGAGUGAGGCUGGUGUGAGGGCCGAGGCUGCGCGUCUUGAGAGGGCAAGCUGCAGACAAACGUGUCGACUCGCUCGCGGUCCUUUCGAGGCGAGCAGGCAAAGAGGAUUGCAUACAAGACGCUAGAGCAGUGCACUUAGCUCCUACCGGAUUGUCUGUCCGACACGUGGCUCAGCUCCGCAAAUCCAAGCAAGACGCUUUUGACAGCCGAGUCGUUGAGCUUCUUGAUGAAGUCUUCGCGGACCGGCACUCGAAAGCCACAAACCUCCACCCAUUCGCAGUGGUCCUUCUCCUCGGAAUUCUUGACCUUGGCGGCAAGGCCUCUUUCCAGCCAGUUGACGAUGUCACGCCACCGCAUGGAUUGCAGAAGCUCAAACACCUUCUUUGUGACGCGAUCUUGUACUUCCGCCGGCGGCUGCGCCGAUUGAGAUGGCUAACCGAGGACACAUGCACACACAUACACACGUGUCGUGUGUGGUGGCUGUCAUGUACCUGUGGUGGUUCAGUCACCUUGUAGCUA